AUGGCCUCCACAACACUCAAACUCUCCACACUCCUCACCAUCAUAACCUCACUCACCACCAUCAACCUCCAACUCUCCACCGCCGGCGACCCCGACAUCCUCUCCGACUUCAUCCUCCCACCAGGCGUAGCCAACCCACCAGACGCCUCAUUCUUCACCUUCACCGCAUUCCGCUCCACCUCCUUCCGCGCCCUCCUCCAACCCUCCAACCUCACCACCUUCACCGCCAUCAAGGCCACCAUGGCCGAGUUCCCCGCCCUCAACGGCCAGAGCGUCUCCUUAGCCGCCCUCCGCUUCCCCUCAGCCACCGCCAACCCUCCCCACACCCACCCACGCGCCGCCGAGCUCCUGUUCCUCGUCUCGGGCGCCCUCGAGGUCGGAGUCGUCGACACGACGAACAAGCUGUUCACAAGGACGCUUCGGGCCGGGGACAUGUUCGUUUUCCCCAAGGGGCUGGUUCACUUUCAGUAUAAUGCGUGGGAGGAGGCGGCGCUAGGGUUUUCGGCGUUCGGGAGUGCGAAUGCCGGGCUAGUGUCGCUGCCGGCGACGCUGUUUGGGACGGAGAUUGAUGAUGAGGUUCUGGCGAAGGGAUUCAAGACGGAUGUUGACACCGUGAGGGGUCUCAAGGCUGGCCUUGCCACCAAGCAUUAG
Linum tenue is the source of this 651-nucleotide messenger RNA. The record is from the annotation of a GenBank genome assembly. Lineage: Eukaryota; Viridiplantae; Streptophyta; Magnoliopsida; Malpighiales; Linaceae.